AUGUCAUACUACUUUGUAAUCAUUUCGCCCACCGACACUCCUCUGUUUGAGUUGACUUUUGGCACUUCCAAGGCUGGAGGUGACGGCGUCGCUCGGUUUCGCAAUGGAGAGACAUCGCGGUACAUGAAUCAAUUCAUCGUUCACGCAGCUCUAGAUGUGGUGGAGGAAGUCCAAUGGUUGACUCCCAACAUGUGGCUCAAGGUCAUCGACAACUACGCCCCGACAAACUCCCACAUCAGCUGCUUCAUCACGGGCACAAAUGUCCGCUUCAUGCUCCUCCACCAACCAUCAGCCAUGACGAAUGCUUCCGCUGGCAGCCGGACCUCGACCAUCUCGUCAACCUCGAUUCCUCAAAAUCCUACGAGUCCCCAGACGGAGGAAGCCAUCCGCCAAUUCAUGAACGAGGUCUUCGAACUGUGGGCCAAGACAUUGAUGAACCCAUUCUAUAGUAUCGGCAAACCUAUCAAAAGUCCCGUGUUCAGGCAAAGAGUUACUGCUGCUGGCCGAAAAUGGUUAUAG
This is a messenger RNA of Exophiala xenobiotica, 519 nucleotides long. RefSeq lists its product as uncharacterized. The record is from RefSeq and is a predicted model, not a curated record. Lineage: Eukaryota; Fungi; Ascomycota; Eurotiomycetes; Chaetothyriales; Herpotrichiellaceae. Gene Ontology annotation, biological process: endoplasmic reticulum to Golgi vesicle-mediated transport. Gene Ontology annotation, cellular component: nucleus; cytoplasm; TRAPP complex. Bases 1 to 519 code for a protein of 172 amino acids. The transcript has a single exon.